AGCAGGCAUUUCUUCUUAUCAACGUCCAAGUGCACAUGGCCACUAUCUCUUGCUUGUCGCCGGCUACUCGUUGGAGCCUCCUGCUCACGGUAGCUGCACUAGUCCUAGUGCUGAGCCACGGGGUCCAUGCUCAUGGUGGUUACCGUGCCGGGUUGAGCUCGUCAUUCUACGACAGCUCAUGCCCUAGUACACGAGACAUUGUCCGGCGCGUCAUCCAGGACGCCCGUGUCACCGACGCGCGCAUCCCGGCCAGCCUCAUCCGCCUUCACUUCCACGAUUGCUUCGCCAACGGUUGUGACGGCUCGCUUCUACUCGAUGACGACAUCUCCUUGGGGAUAGUGAGCGAGAAGAAAGCCCCUGGGAAUUACAAGUCAGCGCGUGGAUUCAACGUGGUCGACAACAUCAAGCGCUCAUUGGAGAAAGCUUGCCCUGGCAUCGUCUCAUGUGCCGACAUCCUCACCCUAGCCGCUGAAAUCUCUGUCGAACUGGCGGGAGGGCCUUCAUGGAGCGUUCCUCUAGGGCGCCGCGAUGGCACGAAGACCAACAUCGAUAGCGCCAACGAUUUGCCGAGUCCUUUUGACCCUCUGGAUAUCCUUCAAGAGAAGUUCAAGAACAUGGGUCUCAACGACAUUGACCUUGUUGCCCUUCAAGGAGCUCACACCUUUGGGCGGACGCAGUGUCAAUUCACACAGCGGAACUGCACGGCUAGGCAGGAUGAGGGGACACUAGUGAACCUUGAUGCGGUCACUCCCGACGUAUUUGACAACAAGUACUAUGGAAACCUCCUUCGUGGGCGUGCCCCACUCUCGUCUGACCAGGUUAUGCUGUCCGACCCCGUCGCGGCGACAACUACUGCGCCAAUUGUUCGCAGGUUCUCCGAUAAUCAGAAGGACUUCUUUAGAAACUUUGCAGCCUCCAUGAUCAAAAUGGGAAAUAUAAGUCCAUUAACGGGAAGAGAUGGAGAGAUUAGAAAGAACUGUCGCCGGGUGAAUAAGAAGUACUAUUGAGGAACAAGAUUCUAUGCUCGGUGCUUGUAUAAAUCAUUUUUUUGGUUU
This is a messenger RNA of Lolium rigidum, 1055 nucleotides long. Its product is annotated as peroxidase 2-like. The record is from RefSeq and is a predicted model, not a curated record. The transcript has 2 exons. Lineage: Eukaryota; Viridiplantae; Streptophyta; Magnoliopsida; Poales; Poaceae. Gene Ontology annotation, biological process: response to oxidative stress; hydrogen peroxide catabolic process. The coding region runs from base 36 to 1007 and encodes 323 amino acids. Gene Ontology annotation, molecular function: heme binding; peroxidase activity.